Dibothriocephalus latus is the source of this 285-nucleotide messenger RNA. NCBI's taxonomy places the organism in Eukaryota, Metazoa, Platyhelminthes, Cestoda, Diphyllobothriidea, Diphyllobothriidae. The record is from the annotation of a GenBank genome assembly.
AUGGGCGGCUUCCUGCCGGAUUUGAUGUGGACCGUGUCACGUCUCCCUCCCACGUGUCUAAUUGGACUUUCUAUGUCUCUGUGGUAUUGUUUUUUGGCUGUAUUAGCCGUGUCUCCGUGGCUGCUUGGGACCAUCGGUGGCACCAUCUGCCUGCUCCUCCUCCUGCUCCUCGGUCUUCUCAUCCUUGGUCUCCUCUAUCGUCGACACCAACGCCGUCGGGGCCCUCCAGCUGACCCCCCAAUCCGAAUGGACAUCAGUUAUCCACUCGACAGGCCUGAAAUGUGA